Messenger RNA from Aspergillus affinis, 984 nucleotides. Its product is annotated as MFS general substrate transporter. The transcript has 7 exons. NCBI's taxonomy places the organism in Eukaryota, Fungi, Ascomycota, Eurotiomycetes, Eurotiales, Aspergillaceae. Bases 1 to 984 code for a protein of 327 amino acids. The record is from RefSeq and is a predicted model, not a curated record.
AUGGACCACAACUUCACUACUGGCACUCUACUAGCUGGUGUGGUCCUCAGUAUAUGUGCUGCUCUGCUAUGGACAACAUCCGGGUUCAUCCAGUUUGCUUAUCAAGAGGAGAAAUACAAGGCUAUGUAUAUCACCUUGCAAUGGAUCCUCACUUCAAGCGGAAGUACAGUAGGUGCUCUGAUCGCAUUUGGCGCCAAAAUGACUGGCGGCGAACAGCCUGGUGUAUCUAGUGCUGUCUAUAUUGCAUUCAUUGUGGUCAUGACCGUCGCGAUCGUUGGGGCAUCCAUUUUCAUAAUCGAUCCAGGGAAUGUUGUUCGAGAUGAUGGCCGACAUAUUGCUACAUUUGAAAAGGCAACAGUCAAAAGAGAGGUCUUGGGUGUUCUAUCUGUGAUAACUGAUCCGAAGAUUAUAAUUAUUCUGCCGGCCAUGUUUGUUGCUGAAAUGUGCUUAGCGAUGACCAGCAACAUCAACGCUUACUACUUCAAUAUACGAACGCGAACCCUGAAUAACGUGCUAUUCCAAGCAAUAAUGAUAUCGACUCCGCUUUUACUCGGCUAUAUACUCAAUAAUGAAUAUGUCAAACCCCGAAAGCUGCGCGGUGUAAUGGGCACUACCUUCGUGGCCUUGAUUACCAUGGGUGCUACCUGUAGCCUUCUUGCCUGGAUAAUGAAAAAUCAAGUCAAUCAAGAGGGGUCAUUCUCCGUCGAUUGGACCGAUAGCAGCUUUGCUGCAGGUCUGGUCCUUUAUAUCCUAUUCGGCAUUGUUUACGGGUGCUUCCAGCUCUUUGCGCCCGCUACGCCGGUGCAUUUAAAGGGAAUGUCCUUCCGAGAUCAGAUUAUUAUGCAGCUGGCACUAUACCUCGCAGGUAUCUUCGGUCUGUACUAUGCAAUAAUCGUCUAUGUCCGGCAAACAAACUACUUCGUCGAAGAAGGUGUUAUUGUACCAACAGAGAUGGAGAACACUUUGGAACAAGGAGAAGAAUGA